Molecule: messenger RNA, 2199 nt
Organism: Sphaeroforma arctica JP610
Lineage: Eukaryota; Ichthyosporea; Ichthyophonida
Exons: 6
Coding region: 21-1712 (563 amino acids)
Source: RefSeq, a predicted model, not a curated record
AUGCGACCAUAGACGAGCGGAUGAAAGAGAUCGCCCAACUGAGUCAGAGUCUGUCGGAUAUGAGCAACGAUUUCCGCAAACAGACCGACGCACACCAUCAGAAAUACACCGAAGUUCGGGCACUCGAAAUGGAAAACGCCGAUUUGCAACGCGCCAAUCGUGCGUUGAUGGACCGGUUGAGGACACAGGAGCACUUGCAUGAGACAGAGGGCGCCAAUGAUACCGAAUCCACCCGACAGCACGUACAGAGAGAAGCUCUGUUGACUCGCAGGCUGGCGGAGGCCCAGGAAGAAAUCAACAACUUACGAUUGCAGGCGACUCGAGCGGCCAGAAGGAUGUCACCCACCACCACGCACAGCAAAACACACACACAGCAGUCUACCUACACCAUCAACACAGACGCCCCAGCCAAUGGAUCCCCAUACACACACGUGACGGAAUCAAAGAUGCACCUGAACAUUGAGCCACCCCGGACUAUGCACCCCAUACCAAACUAUCAGGACAGGACUAUGCACCCCAAACCAAAUUAUCAGGACAGGACUAUGCAUCCCAAGCCAAACUAUCAGGACAGGGCAUCCGCAUCUAUCUCCAGGGCUUUACACCGGAAGGAGAGUACAGUAAAGGUGGCCCGGGGCUACAGUCCAUCGCCUACGAACGACCGAAACACAGUGAACGACGGGACCUAUCAGCGUGACACGGGAGAUGUGGUGCAGGGGGACAGGCAGGCGCGCACUAUAACACACACUCCACGGAAUAGACCACCAUACGAACACGUACACGAGCACGCACACGAACACGAACACGCAGUGUACAGGCCGAAGGUACACGGACUAGAUGAGGUUCAUACAGACAGGUGGGCACCGGUACACACACCGCCACCGGCAGAGGCCAAGGCGCACACAUGGACGAGAGAGAGCCAGGCGGAGGGGCGCAGGGACGCGCAGGCGUAUGGCACCCAUCCGCGAACAAACGGACACGCCCCCGGUCCACAAAGAGAGGGGCAGGGGCAGGGAGAGACACAUGGGGGCGAACACAGGAAUUCGCGUAUCGACACACAGGCCCAGGGCAACUACGGCAGGUACGCGUACACCCACUCCCAGGAAAACGGACCCGGCCCCAAAAAUCAGCCCAGGGCCUAUCCGAGGCCUGCGUCCGCCACAUAUCUCACUGAUGGGCGGGGGUGCAGCGUGGAUGAGGAGGCAGAUGAGAUCUACUCCUUACCUACAGAUACCAGAUACCUAUCUACGGAUGCGGCACACGCACGUGUGCACAUCCCCUCGGAAUACCAGCACCCACGGGGACAGGAGGGCAUCGAGCAUCACUCAGUGUCGGAGCCUGCGUCGCCCCUGAGACAACUGCGCGAAUUGCGGAUCGAGGAUAUGUCUCAAAUGUCGGCCAACGGUGACUUCAAUGAACAAACAAUCAACACAACAUUCAGCUCCGACGGACAAAAUGGGACCUACACCGCAGACAUGAGACAAGGCCGCCCACGUCGACAUAGCAGGACAGAAGUAGCGGCUCACUCGUGGGACGACAGGGGAUCGGCCGAGGGCAGCGAGCAUGUGUGGGAUGUUGUGGAUGUGAGUGCCAUGGACCACGGAGACGAUAUCAACACCUCCAGCGCACGCGUGGAACAGAUGGGAAAUAUAAUAGAUAGGCAUAUAGCUGUGCUCAAGGACAAGUUCCAGCAGAAACUAGACAGCCAGAGAUGAGUGUGGGCUUAUUCUCUCAUAUGACGGAAUAAUGGGGCCGAGCAGGAGGAGUAUAGUCACUUCGGCGGCACACGAGAAGAAAGCGAAUGGUAUCACAGGCGCAGUGCAUGCAUGACUGGAAGUGAGGAUGUUGGUAAUUAGACAUAGCACAGCUUACAGUUGUGGUUCGCGAAGGGAAAUGCUUCAUGAUACACGGUAGAAUUCAAGCAGACAUAUAUAUCUCAUGUAGCUGAGAUGUGUAUGCAGGUAUACGGAUGCAUAUAUAAACAUUUGCACAUACAUAUGUGUGUGCAAAUGUGCAUUCGUACGUAUUUGUAUUAGUAUGUAUGUGUAUGGACUCGUUUAUAAACAUUUGCACGUAUACAUGUGUGUACACACGCGCAUUCGUACGUAUGUAUAUGUGUGUUCAUGUAUACGGACUCAAAUAAAUAUAUAUAUAAGCAUUUAUAUAUAUAUAUAUAUACAUAUACAUUUGCAAUGUGCAUGU